Molecule: messenger RNA, 2984 nt
Organism: Lytechinus variegatus (green sea urchin)
Lineage: Eukaryota; Metazoa; Echinodermata; Echinoidea; Temnopleuroida; Toxopneustidae
Product: putative cyclin-dependent serine/threonine-protein kinase DDB_G0272797/DDB_G0274007
Exons: 3
Coding region: 1263-2132 (289 amino acids)
Source: RefSeq, a predicted model, not a curated record
CACAUUUGCUACGGCCGCCGUAGAUUCUAAAAUUUCUACGGCGAGUAGAAAUUCUACGGCCGCCGUAGAAUUUCCACGGCCACUUGCUCUAGCGGUCACAUAUGCUACGGUCGACGCACGGCGUAUUUUUAAAUUUAUGGAGACAGAAAAUCUGCGGCUGCCGUAUUUCCUUGAAACGAUGACGUACGGCCGCCGUAGGGCGACCCUGCGGCGGCCGUAGAUUUUUUUGUUAACUACGGCAGACGUAAGGUGGCCGCACGGUGGCCGUACGGCGGCCGCAGGGCGGCCGCAGGGGAACGAUUGCAAUAAGUAUACAAUGAGUGGCUCAUUACACUCAUUAUGAUAUUUCACAAUAGACAUUUCAUUUCAUAAAUUUUCUGUCACAGCAUGCGUCCCAAGCAGAAAUCAGCAAAGGGGAAAGGAGGGAAGAAGGGCACAAUUCGAGUGCAUGAUGUGGAGCAUCAGGAAGAAGAGAAUGCUGAGAUACAGCUGGAGCAGCCUGAGCAAGACCAAGACGAGCCUGAUAUAGAUGAUGAAGAAGAGGACGAUUCUCCAACUCUCCAGCGAAUCGUUGAAUUUUACGAGGCCCGAUCUUAUUUUUAUAAUCUCAGGCAUGAGAAGUACAGAAACACUAAACUAAAGGAGGCGGAACUGGCAGAGCUGGCGAAGGAGAUAAAGUGGCCUGGUGAGUACUGACUAGUACUUAUAGUACAUAAUUAUAUGGCACUAUCGGUAAUUUAAAUAUUGUCCUAUUUCUGGUAUUACUAAUUUGUAUCAUAUUUCAUUGUGAAUUGUUAAAGUAACAUGAAAAGUUGUUGAAUGAUGAAAGUAUAUUCAUUUCCUCUGACAUCUCAUGCAAUUUACGUUUGGUUGCAGUUGAGAAGAUCAAGAGAAGGUUCAAAAACCUUCGAAGUGCUUAUGGGAAGAUAAAGAAUCGCGCCGGAUCUGCGGGGAAGUCAGGCCAGGCAUCCUCCCGGUUGACUAUGCGUCAAGAAUGGAAGCUGAGGAACUUGGCAUUCUUGGAUGAGGUUAUUCAGCCGCGGACCCAGGGGCAUGAGGUGAGAAGGGUAAGCAUUGGCAUUGAAUUUGUGUGUGCAAAAAUUACCCACUGUUUAGUUAAUAUUGCGAGUUCCUGACAGCACAUAGAGAAACAACUUUAUGAAAGUUCAUCGUCUUGUUGUCAGUCCUUGACAGAAAUUUCAGUGGUUGAAUUCAUAUUAAUCUUCUCAUGCCUGCCCUUAUUUCUCAGUUAAAAAAUUUUCAUGCUCAUGCUUCAGGUGACUGGCGAGGAGGAGAUAGAGGAGGACAAUGGCGAUGGCGAUGAGCUGCGAGAGGACUUUGUGGCACCCGAUAAUGUAGAUGGGCUAUAUCAGAAGAGGGGCAGAAGUGCAAAUAGCCAAGACUGUGCUUUCAACAAGACCGGUACUAGCACCAGCAAGAAGAGAAAGGGAACAAGUAGUACGCCAGGAGUUGCCGAGGUUCUGACAGAAAUGUUGCUGGAGAACCGGAACAGGGACCGGGAAAUGGAGAGAAAGUUGGAGGAAUCCGCAACGAGACAACCUGACGAGCGAGAGGCGUGGGGAAACUGGCUGCAGACGGUGGUGCGCAACUGCCCAAAGGAGAAAUUCCGUCAGUUCCAGACAGAAACCCUGGCCCUGUCCCAGCGCUAUCUGCCAACGGAUGAGGGGCAAAGUCAGCAGUGUCCAGGUCCAUCAACCAUGUUCUCGCCCCAACCUGCAGCCUCCCACUUCCAGGCUCAUGGACAGUUCCAGCACCCUUCAUUGCAGUUCCAAAGUCAGCCCCAUGUCUACUAUCAACAACAGCAAAUGCAAGAGCCGGGGUAUAUGCGACGACCAACCUUCACACAGUUACAGCCAACUCAGCAGCAUCAACAACAACAGCAGCCGCAGCACCAGCCCACCCGUCCCACUUCUGCUCCUACUCCCGUCGGCACCAGCAACAUUAUCGCCUCUUCUUACCAAAUAGCCAACACUAAUGACGGCGACCAGGACUUGACACCGCCCCUCCGCGCCCCUUCAUCGGGGGAACGACUGAGCCUACCAGGAUUUAAUGUGGGUAGCUUCGGCAUCCAUGGCGCCAACAGGGAUCAGCCAGAGUCUGAUGCAGAUUAACUGACUAUGUACCAGGAGAACUUUCAGUAUGUGCCAGGACUACCUUUAUGGUUUGGCAGAGAUACUAGUAUUAUUUUUCGCCAAAGAUGGUGACUCCGUGCCAUAAGUACUUUUAUUAUGUGCCAGGUCCACCUUUACGGUGAGGCAGAUUUUUUUUUUUAAUGAUAUAUGUUCCAAAGUAGUUUGAGUAUGUUUCAAGAGUACUUUCGUUAAAUACCUGAGCUACAUUUACGAUGAAGCAGAGUUUUUUAGACUAUGUUCCAAAAUAGUUUGACUAUUGUGAUGACAGGAGUGGUUUCACUACGUGCCCAGGACUACCUUUAUUCAGUUAGGCAGACUUGAUGCUAUGAAGUAUUUUGACUAUGUGAUACAGGGUACUAGUAUUAAAGUGUUUAUAUAUAUGUAUAUGUUCCUGUAAUUUAUGUGGUAUAUUUAUGAGAUAUAAUUUGGAGCAAUCUUUUAUUUAAUAUAUUUAUGUAGCUAUAAUUUUACAUUAUUUCACCCAGUAAUAAAUUAUGUUAUAUCAAAAGAGAAAUGCGUCUUGCAUUUCUGUCAUGAUGGCGUUUGUAAUUUAUCUCACCAAAUGCAUACUUGUCAAAGAAAACAAUAAAUAUCGCUAAUAAAACAUUUUUAUUGACAGCGGGCAAAAUUGCAAUUUUUCUCAUUGCACAAAAUUAAAAGAAGUUUAAUUUUACGAAGCAAAUUAUGAGAUUAAAUUUAUUAGAAAAAGGACUUUGCUCCAAUAUGACACAAAAAGAAGACCUUGAAAAAACACAAUAUCUUUUAAAAGUAUUUAUUUUAAAGAUUACACCCUUUUAUUACAGACACAGUGUAUUAUUUGCUUUCUAAUAA